AUGCGGAAGGAGGGGACCGCUGAGUUGGAGAUAGGCCGCUAUCGUGUUCCUGCUGGGCGAUCGGGCGGUUAUUGCCUGUUUCACCGCUCUUUCAUCCUGCCAUAUCCGGCACAAAGCGCCGGCCACCCAACUCCGCCGCGUAGCAACCCGGCCCCUCCCCGGACGGCCGGUGGCCACUCGCCGGCCCAGCACAGUGGCCAGAUCUCGGAAGCAGAUGCACGCCCGAUGCGCGCCGGAUCCGGCAGGCCGCACCCCAGAACCCAGCCAAGGCGGCCAAAUGGGGUCCCGUGCGAGUCGAGCCCUCACGGCGUGACAACUUCGCCGGUCACAGCUUCCCUCCCGCCAUUGACGAUGGGCUCCUCGCUGACGCACAAGUGGCUGCAGCAGCACGUCCAGCCGUACCCCAACGCGCCACGCGUCUACGCCGACAUCGACGCGGUCCUCACACGCUUCCCGGCUCUCCGCCCAAAGUCCGAUGUCUACACCUUCGAUGACGGCCGCACCCAGCUCCUCCUGUGCGUGCACGGCCUGCUGCCCAUCACAUACCGCCAGGCGUCGUACAACAUACCCAUGGCCUUUUGGAUCGCGCGUGAAUAUCCCCGCCGUCCCCCGAUCGCGUAUGUCGUGCCUACAAGUGAUAUGCUCGUCAAGCCAGGCAGGUACGUCGAUGUCAGCGGCAGAUGCAAUAUCGAGUACCUCCAGAACUGGGAACGCAAGGCCGAGGGCUGCAGUCUAUCGGCCCUCUGUGAAGCGCUGCAGGAUCACUUCUCUCGCGAACCCCCGGUGUACUCCAAGCCCAAGGGCCACCAGCAACCCUCUUCGAUCAGUCAGAGAUACGCAGACAAGCCUCCACCUCCCGUUCCAUCAACUUCAUCUACGCCAACACCUCCACCACCACCCGUCCAAAUCUCUUCUCCCGCCCGGCCCGCUCUCCCGAAUAAACCUCCUUCCCUCGUUUCCCCUUCACCUGCACAGUACCAGGGAGCUUACAGACCCGCAGGCGCCACAAGCCAUGCACCUUCAUCACCUGUUUUGCCACAGACCGCACCGCCUCCUCCCCUUCCACCUCAUCCUCCGGCAGCUCUGAUCGGCCAUGCAACACCAAUUUUUUCGUCCGUCGGAAUCGUAGGCGGUCCUUUUUUCUCGCCUGCUCCACACUCCUUCCGUGGCGACUCCGUGGCGAUCUCCAACACCUCUCCCCAUCCACCUCUUCGGCCACUGACAAGCUUACCGAUUUCACCGCCACCACCUCCUGCGCUGCCACCACCAGUACCUCUCCCGCAAUCUCAUGUCGUGUCAAGUUACCUCCACGUCAGGCCUCCAGACCCUCCUCGGCCGGAGCCUCAUCACCCUCCCAUCCCCGAUUUACUCGAUGAGGACAAUGACUCAUCCACCGCCGCAGCUCCCACAGUAACUUUCCCAGCACCGCCCCCACGCCCUCCCAAUCCCGAGCUGUUGAGACUACAAACGGAAGUUCAUCAGAAGCUAACCUCGGAGCUCAACUCUCUUUCCCAAGCGCUUUCGUUGGACGCGGAGAAACUGCGUGCACAACAAGCAGAUCUUCUAGCCGGAGAACCGGCCAUCAAGGACGAGAUGGCACGUCUCGAAGCAGUCCGUGAUGUCUGUCGGAAUGUGGCAAGCAGAACUGGACAGGCCGUCCGUCAAGCUGAGGCGAAUAUCGCGGAAUUGCGCAGGAAAGGCGAUCCUGAGGUCGACGAGCUCGUAUGUGCGACUACUAUCGUUGAUAACCAACUGAUCAAUCUCAUUGCGGAUGACAAUGCUAUUGAAGAUACCUUAUACCACCUCCACCGAGCGCUAAAUGCCGGACGUAUAGACCUAGAGCGCUUUUUGCGGUCGACCCGCGUGCUCGCUGAAGAGCAGUUCAUGAAACGCGCACUGAUAGAGAAAAUCCAAAACGGCAUGUCAUCAAUGCCGUCAUCUUCGUAUGCACAUGUCUCCUAG
Cyclocybe aegerita is the source of this 1962-nucleotide messenger RNA. The record is from the annotation of a GenBank genome assembly. Lineage: Eukaryota; Fungi; Basidiomycota; Agaricomycetes; Agaricales; Hemipholiotaceae.